UCGUAAUAUAUAGUGGCCUUCAACGAUCAAAAGUCCAAAUAAAUUAAAUUAUUUAGUUACUUAAAACCAAAAAGAGAAUAAAGAUUCCACUCAUCCCUAUAAAUAUUCAUCGUAUUAGUUCUAUAUUCGUGCCUCUUAUCUUCAAGCAUGGAGAAUUUCCUUUCCUCAUUUUUUCUUCUUUUCCUUCUUCUUCCUCUUCUGGUUUCCUGCACUGACAGACAGGUAUAUAUAGUUUAUUUUGGAGAGCACAGUGGAGCAAAAACUCUCCAACAAAUCCAAGAAAACCACCAUUCAUAUCUAGUCUCUGUGAAGGAAACUGAGGAAGAUGCAAAAUCUUCUCUCAUUUACAGUUACAAGCACACCAUCAAUGGCUUCGCCGCUCUCCUCACUCCUCAUGAAGCUUCCAAAUUAUCUAAGAUGGAGGAAGUGGUGUCGCUAUUUCGUAGCCAUCCAAGAAAAUACGAAAUCCACACAACAAGGUCGUGGGAAUUUGCAGGUGUGGAAGAGGCAAUGAAGAAAUCGGAGAAUCUAAAUAAGGAUGAUUUAUGGCUAAAAUCUAACUAUGGAAAAGAUGUUAUUGUUGGCUUCUUAGAUAGCGGUGUGUGGCCGGAGUCGAAGAGCUUCAACGACGAAGGGAUGGCUCCGAUACCUAAAUCGUGGAAAGGAAUUUGCCAAAGCGGGGACGAAUUCAACUCAUCAAACUGUAACAAGAAAAUAAUUGGGGCCCGAUAUUACAUCAAGGGCUACGAAGCAUACUACGGCCCACUAAACAGAACGCUGGAUUACCUCUCCCCACGAGACAAGGACGGCCACGGGACCCACACGUCGUCGACGGCGGCCGGCCGGAGAGUGAGCAACAUCUCGGCUCUGGGCGGCUUCGCCCCCGGCACGGCGUCGGGCGGCGCCCCGCUGGCCCGGGUGGCCAUCUACAAGGUGUGCUGGGCCGUCCCGGGGCACGGCAAAGAGGAGGGCAACACUUGCUUCGAGGAAGACAUGCUGGCCGCCAUGGACGACGCGGUGGCCGACGGCGUCGACGUGCUCAGCAUCUCCAUCGGGACCAAAGACCCCCAGCCCUUCAACCACGACGGCAUAGCCCUAGGCGCCCUCCACGCCGCCAAGCGGAACGUCGUCGUCGCAUGCAGCGCCGGCAACUCCGGCCCCGCCCCCUCCACGCUCUCCAACCCCGCCCCCUGGAUUAUAACCGUCGCCGCCAGCAGCGUCGACCGGAUAUUCUCAUCCCCCGCCGUGCUCGGGAAUGGCAUGAAAUUACCGGGCCAAACAGUGACUCCAUAUAAGUUGGAAAAGAAGCUGUAUCCGUUAGUUUACGCGGGUCACGUAGCCAACCCGGAUGUGCCCCAGAACCUAUCCGGGCAAUGCUUACCUGGGUCUCUGUCUUCAAAGAAGGCUAAAGGUAAGAUAGUAAUGUGCUUGAGAGGGAACGGGACGAGAGUGGGUAAAGGCAUGGAGGUGAAAAGAGCUGGAGGUAUUGGCUUCAUUUUAGGAAACAGUUUAGCAAAUGGAGAUGAAUUAGCAGCUGAUGCUCAUCUUCUCCCUGCGACUGCUGUCAAUUAUCAAAAUGCUCUCAAAAUUAUAGACUACAUUCAUUCUUCCGAAGCCCCCACGGCCUACAUCGUGCCAGGCACCACUCUUUUAGACAUCAAACCAGCACCUUUCAUGGCUGCCUUCUCCAGCAGAGGCCCCAGCACUCUUUCACCCGAUAUUCUCAAGCCAGACAUCACAGCUCCAGGGCUCAACAUACUAGCAGCAUGGAGCGAAGCGUCUUCUCCGACAAAGUUGGCCGCAGACAAACGCGUGGUGAAGUACAACAUUCUAUCGGGAACUUCAAUGUCCUGCCCUCAUAUAGGCGGCGCAUCAGCUCUCCUCACGGCGAUACACCCCCGUUGGAGCAGUGCCGCCAUAAAAUCUGCUCUAAUAACCUCUGCUGGGCUGAAUAACAAUCAAGGCAGCACGAUCACCGAUGCAUCCGGCAAUCCAGCAGACCCUUUCCAAUUUGGUGGCGGCCAUUUCAGACCUGCAAAAGCAGCAGAUCCCGGACUUAUCUACGACGCCUCCUACACAGACUAUCUCUUCUACCUGUGCAGCAUUGGAAUUAAGGUUGAUCCUACCUUCACCUGCCCAAAACAGGCAACGAGUCCGGUUAAUCUGAAUUACCCAUCCCUGGCAAUACCCAGUCUGCGUGAUAGUGUUACUGUGGUAAGAACAGUGACUAAUGUGGGAAGCAGUAAGAGUACAUAUUUCGUGAGCAUCAAACCUCCACCUGGGAUCUCAGUAAAAAUAUGGCCUCCCAUACUACACUUCAAUCGUGCUGGAGAGAAACGGAGUUUCACCAUCACAGUAAAAGUAGCACCUAGUGGCAUUACAGGCACCGUGGACAAACAAAAGUACGGAUUUGGAUGGUAUACGUGGUCUGAUGGAAUCCACAACGUCCGGAGUCCCAUGGCCGUUUCAGUAGCCUAGUUCUAUAUAAGUUUGCUAUUUUGGUAUUGAGCAUCAAUACUUAACAUAGGAAUAUGAAGAAACAAUACCACUCUUGUUUGGGUCAAAUGGUUUCUUCCUGUUUGGUUGCAAGAACUUGUAACCAACAAUUGGGGGUGAAAUGGAAUUCAUGCUAUGUACCAGCCACAAGUAAAUUCAUGAUA
Salvia miltiorrhiza (redroot sage) is the source of this 2660-nucleotide messenger RNA. Its product is annotated as subtilisin-like protease SBT5.6. Gene Ontology annotation, molecular function: serine-type endopeptidase activity. NCBI's taxonomy places the organism in Eukaryota, Viridiplantae, Streptophyta, Magnoliopsida, Lamiales, Lamiaceae. The record is from RefSeq and is a predicted model, not a curated record. Gene Ontology annotation, biological process: proteolysis. Bases 148 to 2478 code for a protein of 776 amino acids. The transcript has 9 exons.